AUGGAUAGCCUCAUGUCGUGGCAGCAGCAACAAGCCGGCGGAGACAACGCGACGCGGUCCCCGGCGGAGGAGGAGGGUCUAUGGGGCCUCCGCGGCGACCCCCGUCUCAAGGACUGGCCAUUCACGGGCGGCCCCACUGGCGUCGCCUGCCUUCUGGCGCUCUACCUCGUCGGGUGCGUCGCGCUGGGCCCCAGGCUCAUGCGCAACCGCAAGCCCCUGUCCCUCCGCCCGCUGCUGCUGGCCUACAACGUGUUCAUGGUGGGGGCCAGCGUUCACUUCGCGUACAUCACGGUCAAGGAGGCGUACGUGGAGAGCGGCUACAGCCUGUGGUGCCAGGCGGACGACUCGCUCACGAGCCCCAGGGCCAUGAUCAUGUUACGGCACGGCUGGUGGUACCUUCUGCUCAAGAUGACCGAGCUCCUGGACACGUUCUUCUUCGUGCUCCGCAAAAAGAACCAGCACAUCAGCUUCUUGCACGUGCUGCAUCACACUCUGGCGCUUGUCACUGUCUGGCUGGACCUCUACAUGGGCGUCUUGGGACACGUGGCUCUUUUCCCGCUGCUCAACUCCAGCGUCCACAUCGUCAUGUACACCUAUUACGGACUUGCCGCUUUGUCGCCGAACCUGAGGCCCAACCUUUGGUGGAAGAAGUACGUCACCCAGUUCCAGAUCGCCCAGUUCAUGGUGCUCACCGUCCACGCAAUCGUGCCGAUCUUGCACGAGUGCGGAUUUCCUCAGGGAUUCGCCUGCUUCAUGGCGGCCGAGGCGGCCCUCUUCAGCGCGCUCUUCAGCCAGUUUUACGUGAGGACAUACAUGAAACGCGGGGACAAGAGUCUCAAGGAUCGCUAG
Ixodes scapularis (black-legged tick) is the source of this 849-nucleotide messenger RNA. RefSeq names its product elongation of very long chain fatty acids protein AAEL008004. Gene Ontology annotation, cellular component: endoplasmic reticulum membrane. The record is from RefSeq and is a predicted model, not a curated record. Gene Ontology annotation, molecular function: fatty acid elongase activity. The coding region runs from base 1 to 849 and encodes 282 amino acids. The transcript has a single exon. Lineage: Eukaryota; Metazoa; Arthropoda; Arachnida; Ixodida; Ixodidae. Gene Ontology annotation, biological process: fatty acid elongation, saturated fatty acid; fatty acid elongation, monounsaturated fatty acid; very long-chain fatty acid biosynthetic process.